Lagenorhynchus albirostris (white-beaked dolphin) is the source of this 1317-nucleotide messenger RNA. It is a transcript of the gene UBE2N, whose product is annotated as ubiquitin conjugating enzyme E2 N. The transcript is spliced from 4 exons. Lineage: Eukaryota; Metazoa; Chordata; Mammalia; Artiodactyla; Delphinidae. The record is from RefSeq and is a predicted model, not a curated record. Bases 159 to 617 code for a protein of 152 amino acids.
GCCCGCGCCCGAGCAGGGACUACAUUUCCCGGGGGGCCUCGGCGCGGCAGCGGCGGGCGCGGCAACGUUCCCCGGAAGUGGAGCCCGGGACUUCCACUCGUGCGUGAGGCGAGCGGAGCCGGAGACGAGACCAGAGGCCGAACUCGGGAUCUGACAAGAUGGCCGGGCUGCCCCGCAGGAUUAUCAAGGAAACCCAGCGUUUGCUGGCAGAGCCAGUUCCCGGCAUUAAAGCAGAACCAGAUGAGAGCAACGCCCGUUAUUUUCAUGUGGUCAUUGCUGGCCCUCAGGAUUCCCCGUUUGAGGGAGGGACUUUUAAACUUGAACUAUUCCUUCCAGAAGAAUACCCAAUGGCAGCCCCUAAAGUACGUUUCAUGACCAAAAUUUAUCAUCCUAAUGUAGACAAGUUGGGAAGAAUAUGUUUAGAUAUUUUGAAAGAUAAGUGGUCCCCAGCACUGCAGAUCCGCACAGUUCUGCUAUCGAUCCAGGCUUUGUUAAGUGCUCCCAAUCCAGAUGAUCCAUUAGCAAAUGAUGUAGCGGAGCAGUGGAAGAGCAACGAAGCCCAAGCCAUAGAAACAGCUAGAGCAUGGACUAGGCUAUAUGCCAUGAAUAAUAUUUAAAUCGAUCCGAUCAUCAAGUGUGCAUCACUUCUCUUGUUCUGCCAAGACUUCUUCCUUUUUUGUUUGCAUUUAAUGGACACAGUCUUAGAAACAUUACAGAAUAAAAGCCCCAGACAUCUUCAGUCCUUUGGUGAUUAAAUGCACAUUAGCAAAUCUAUGUCUUGUCCUGAUUCACUGUUGUAAAGCAUGAGCAGAGGCUAGAAGUGUCAUCUGGAUUGUUGCGAAACGUUUAAAAGCAGUGGCCCUUCUCUGCUUUUAUUCAUUUCCCCAUCAUGGUUUGAGUAUAAAGCACUGUGAAUGAAGGUAGUUGUCAGGGUUAGCUGCAGGGGUGUGGGUGUUUUUCUUUAUUAUUAUUAUUUUUUUGGUGGUGGGGGGAAGGUAGUUUUAUUUUAAUUUUAUGGGCUCCUUUCCCCCUUUUUAUGGUGAUCUGAUUGCAUUGGUUAAAAGCAGCUAACCAGUUCUUUAGAAUAUGCUCUCUAGCCAAGUCUAACUUUAUUUAGACACUGUAGAUGGACAAGCUUGAUUGUUUGAACCAAAAUGGGAACAUUAAACAAACAUCACAGCCCUCACUAAUAACAUUGUGACUUUGCUGUCAAGUGUAGAAUCCUCCCUUCAAGAAAAAGCUUGUGACCAUUUUGUAUGGCUUGUCUGGAAACUUCUGUAAAUCUUAUGUUUUAGUAAAAUAUUUUUUGUUAUUCUA